GCGUAUCAGAAGUUUGCUGUAUACAUUGUUCCACGUUUAUAUAUCUCAGAUAUUAUCAUAUAAUUUGGUACCGGUUUCAAUAUAAAAACUCUUCAGUGUAGUCGAAUUAAGGGCACCCAAAUGGGCCACAUUCUAAUUCGAUUAGGAUGGAUUGCUUAACAUUUUCGAUGACCAAAGUUCAUUUCUCCCCAUCCAAAACUAUUAAUUACAUACCUGUUUCUCAUUUAAAUCUCAAAUCCCGAUCUCUCAAUGGACACUUACAGUUUAUGCCUGCCCAGUUGUUAAGGUCGAGGAAAGUCAAUACAAUUUACAGAGCAGUGAAAGAUUCUAAGGAAGACCCGAACUCGUACUCAACAUUUCAAGGAGACGCGUUGUCCGUUAAGAGUGCUGGGGACGAGGAAGCCUGGAUUGAAGAUGUGGAGGACAUUGAGCUCAGUAUUGAAAACAAUGGGAAAAACUCAAGGAAGAUAAGUGCAAAAAUUGAAGUGCAAGCUCCCCUUGAUGCAGUGUGGAAUAUUUUGACAGAUUAUGAGAAAUUGGCUGAUUUCAUUCCAGGACUUGCUCUCUGUCAGUUACUGGAAAGACGAGAGAAUUAUGCCAGGCUAUAUCAGGUUGGACAACAAAACCUCGUAUUUGGAUUGAAAUUCAAGGCCAAAGGCAUUAUUGAGGUCUAUGAGAAUGAUCUUGAGAUCAUUCCUACUGGGAUAUCUCGUGACAUAGAUUUCAAAAUGGUUGAAGGUGAUUUUCAAGUUUUUGAAGGGAAAUGGGGCAUAGAACAAGUUGAAGAGGGCAUAGGACGUCAAACCAUCUCAAACACAAAAACAUAUCGAACAUUGCUUUCAUACAUAGUAGACGUGCAGCCUAAAAGAUGGCUACCUGUGGCACUUGUUGAAGGAAGACUUAGCAAAGAAAUUCAGUUAAAUCUGAUUUGUAUUCGCAAUCAAGUAAUGAGCACUGCUUUUGAUGCCUUAGCUACAUACUGAAUAUGAUGAAUGUACCUUUCUAGGUCAAAUAUUAGAAGGAUUGGUGAAGCCCAAGUUUAAUAGGGUGGAUGUAUUUAUAUUCUUGCUAAUAACCGGUUGUAAUCCAUCUUUAUAAGAUUAAGCUCAGAGAUCAGCUUCUAGUGUAUUGGGGCUGGAGAAUUGUAGAAUUGCUUCAUUGUCGAUUUUUCUCAUAAUGAGUGCCUCUCCAAAGACCCUAGUUUGGUCUUUUGGUGUUCAAUUUUAUCUACAAGUUAAAUCAUUUGGUUUGUUGCAAAGAUUUAUGCAACUCUUUCCAACUGUUAAUGGAAAAUUAAUUUCACUGUCUUGACAAAAAAUAAAUAAAUUUUAAUUUUGUUAAAUGUGUGGA
Cryptomeria japonica (Japanese cedar) is the source of this 1350-nucleotide messenger RNA. RefSeq lists its product as uncharacterized. Lineage: Eukaryota; Viridiplantae; Streptophyta; Pinopsida; Cupressales; Cupressaceae. The record is from RefSeq and is a predicted model, not a curated record. The transcript has 3 exons. Bases 147 to 983 code for a protein of 278 amino acids.